Onychostoma macrolepis is the source of this 2345-nucleotide messenger RNA. Its product is annotated as histone acetyltransferase p300-like. The transcript has 6 exons. The coding region runs from base 1 to 471 and encodes 156 amino acids. NCBI's taxonomy places the organism in Eukaryota, Metazoa, Chordata, Actinopteri, Cypriniformes, Cyprinidae. Gene Ontology annotation, molecular function: chromatin DNA binding; histone acetyltransferase activity; transcription coactivator activity. The record is from RefSeq and is a predicted model, not a curated record. Gene Ontology annotation, biological process: positive regulation of transcription by RNA polymerase II. Gene Ontology annotation, cellular component: histone acetyltransferase complex; transcription regulator complex.
AUGAAGAGAGGAGGACACAAGGUGGGAGAACACAGCAGAAGGAAGUUGCUUUCGGGAAACCCAGAACGACUGACACUGAGCUCUCCUGACACUGACAUCCAGGCUCCUCUUGUCGGUCAAGCAGCUGCAUCCAUCAGCAGCGGGGUCCUUUCUGCACCUGUACCGCUGUCACUACCUAUCACGAAGAAGUCCUGGCAUGAGGACAUCACUCAGGACCUGAGGAAUCACCUAGUGCACAAGCUGGUUCAAGCCAUAUUCCCUUUCCUAAGCCCUGCAGCACUGAAGGACAGACGCUUGGAGAACUUGAUUGCUUAUGCACAAAAAGUUGAAGGGGACUUGUAUGAGUCUGCCAACAGCAGGGCUGAAUAUUACCACUUACUGGCCGAGAAGAUUUAUAAAAUCCAAAAGGAACUAGAUGAGAAGAGAAGGUCCAGACUGUCGAAGCCACUCACGAACACUCAGGAUCCUUAACAGCCUGAUUUCAUCAGUCCAAAGUUAUAGGACCUGAACUAGGGGUGUGCGAUAUUGAAGAAAAAAAAAAAAAAAAAGAUAUCUCUAUUUUUGGGAUUUUUUCGAUAACUAUAAUUUCACGAUAUUUUGCAGAGUGUGUUAUUGUGCUGAUAUCUGACUACUGUGGGCAGCUGCAGUUUUUGAUAUUCUUCAUAUUCUGUGUGGUCAGUUCACAUCAGUGACAGAAAUUAAUGGUUACACUUUAUUUCGAUAGUCCACUUUAGACAGUCUACUAGCUAUAAGUAACUUUGUAACUACGUGUCAGCUACAUGUCAACUAAUUCUCAUUGAUUUGCAACUACAUGUCUACUAACUCUCAGUAGGGUAGGUUUAGGGUUAGUAGAAUAAGUUGAUAUAUACUUGCAAAGUUUCUGAUAGUCAGUAUGUUGUAUGUUGUGGACCCAUCAAAAUAAAAGGUUAGAAGAUAUUAAGCAGACAGUCUACUAAUACUCUACCGACUGCUAGUUGACAUGUAGUUGCAAAGUUACUCACUGUAAGUCUCUUAAUAUUAACUUAUUAUUUUUUGAACGGCUGUCUAAAAUCAAUAACACAUUUGUAAUCAUGCCUAUUUUUUAAGAAAAACGGCACUCUUAGUGUGAUUUUAACUAUAUGAAAUGAUAUAUAUAUAUAUACAUUUUCUGCCCCAUAUCUUGAAUUUUGUGAUCAUUCUUAAUGCAUUUUAAUAGACUGAAUCAUGCAGUGAAAAACACACUCUAAAUGAACGCGUGCACUGUUUGACCCACUGGACUUCAUCACCUAAUGUUUGCGUGCACUCCGUAACGUUAGGUGUUUUGUUUGGUUUUUGCAAAAUAAUCGAUAAUGUCAAAUUGCACAUCGUUAAAACAACAAUUACGAUAUUAUCGCAGACGAUAGGCUAUAUAUCGCACACCCCUAACCUGAACAAGCCAUUGGUCAGAGUUAGUUUUUUGUUUUUUUUUGGACCAGGUCAAUCAUGUGCUACCCAGAAUGUAGAAGGACUGAAGGAUCUCAUUUGAGUUUAUAAUAACAGCCAGUAUGUGCAGCUUCAUGGAAGUGAACAUACAUCUGUGUUCUUCUUGAUUUGUUAUUUACAUGUUUAUAUGCAUAAACAUUUAUUCUAUUCUUUAUAUCUUAUUACUCUCCAUUUCUGAUAUUUCUUUGCUCUUUAUAUUUCGUCGUUGAAUGUUAUAUUGUAUGCUAUCUAUUCUAGAUGCAUAAGUGAGUAGAGUUUCUAUCCAAACGUGAAGCAAUCUUUUCAGAGCUUGCACAGUUACUAGCACAAAUUCCUUGUGUGUGUGAACACACUUGGAAAUAAAGCUCUCUUUCUGAUUCUGAAGUUGUUCAAGCAGAUGACGGUGGUAUAACCUGGUGACCAAAAGUGAAGAAAACACCAUCAGUGGAAACAGAUGUUUUGUUUCAUACUAUUUUUUUUUCAAUGCAUGAAGAACACUGUCCCAGAAAGCCCUUGGUUGCAAUAAUUUUAUUAGAAACAAUAACAUUUAAAAAGUACCUGCUAGAAGUGACACUGUAGUAAAGAGAUAGCAGAUGUUUAUCACUAAAUUAAUAUGGCAGUUUGAAGAAAAUGUAUUUUGUAUGAGUUCUAUUGUAUUCUAUUGUUUAAUGUGUUCAAAUUUUAUAUUUUAAUAAAUAGCUUUUAUACUAAAUAAUUUAGUUUUUAGAAUAAAUGUCAUGAAAACAGAACAUUAUGAACCACUUUGAUUUGUUUGUAUUUUUAAAAGCUAUGUGAUGUCUUAUCUGAAGGUCUUGUUUAUUACUUGUUUAUACCUCAGCUUGUCUUUGCUUUUGUGACUGUCUGUGUUGAGAACAAAUAAUUCAUAAUUUAAAUAAAAGAUAUGU